AAAAAAAAAGGCCCGGGAGGACUUGUGUAGGCCCACGUGCCACCGGCAGCUCCCUCAGCACUCAUCAAACGCCUGGGACAAGCGACCGCGAACGCCGGGCCACCCUACGGCCGCACAGGCUGGGCCUAGCCAGAGUGGGCGAAUUCACUGCACACGCCCGCGGAGACCAACAAUGGCGCAGCAAUUAAAAGUCUUCGAGAACUUCGAAGCCCUAGGUUUAAGAGAAGACCUGCUGAGGGGCAUCUACGCCUACGGCUUCGAACGACCCAGCGCCAUCCAGCAGCGCGCGAUCGAGCCCAUCGUGGCGGGAAGAGAUAUAAUAGCCCAGUCCCAGUCGGGCACGGGCAAGACCGCCGUCUUUUGUAUUGGCAUGCUCCAAGUACUAAACUCGGCGACGAACGAGACGCAGAUGUUGGCGCUGUCGCCCACUCGGGAACUCGCCGAGCAGACGCAGAAGGUUUGUUUGGCCCUGGGCGACUACAUGAACGUGCAGUGCCACACGUGCAUCGGUGGUAAAUCUAUCGGCGAGGAUAUUAGGAGACUAGACUACGGCGUGCAGAUCGUCUCCGGCACGCCUGGUCGGGUCUUCGACAUGAUCCAGAGACGUAGUCUGCAGACGCGCAAUUUGAAGAUGCUGGUUAUUGACGAGGCCGACGAGAUGCUCAACAGAGGCUUCAAGGACCAGAUCUACGACAUCUACAGAUACCUGCCGCCGUCGAUCCAAGUCGUCUUGGUCUCCGCCACAAUGCCGCAGGAGGUCCUCGACAUGACGAAGAAGUUCAUGAAUGAACCUGUUCAUGUUUUGGUGAAGCGCGACGAAUUAACUCUGGAGGGCAUCAAGCAGUUCUUCGUGGCCGUCGAGCGCGAGGAGUGGAAGUUCGACACCCUGUGUGAUUUGUAUGACACUUUAACAAUCACGCAAGCGGUCAUCUUCUGCAACACGAAGCGUAAAGUCGACUGGCUCUCCUCCAAAAUGCGCGAGGCGAACUUUACCGUCUCAGCGAUGCAUGGGGACAUGCCGCAAAAAGAAAGGGAUGCCAUCAUGGCCGAGUUCCGGGGCGGGUCGUCGCGGGUCUUGAUUGCCACGGACGUCUGGGGGCGCGGCUUGGACGUCCAGCAGGUGUCGCUGGUGAUCUGUUAUGAUUUGCCGAACAACCGCGAGUUGUACAUUCACCGCAUCGGCCGGUCGGGGAGAUUUGGAAGGAAGGGCGUGGCCAUCAACUUCGUGAAGAACGAGGACGUGCGCAUUUUGCGGGACAUCGAGCAGUACUACAGCACCCAGAUCGACGAGAUGCCGAUGAACGUCGCGGACCUGAUCUAGGUGUCGCUUCUCCCGCGUAAGGGGCUUGUUUGGGAAACCUGGCGGGUUCGUAGAAGGGGCAGAGAGGUUAGACGGGGUAAAGAAAGCGCCC
This is a messenger RNA of Pelagomonas calceolata, 1412 nucleotides long. NCBI's taxonomy places the organism in Eukaryota, Pelagophyceae, Pelagomonadales, Pelagomonadaceae. The record is from the annotation of a GenBank genome assembly.